CGCUUUAGUUUAGUCCUUCCUCUCUUUCUUUCCUGAGAAUCUCUUGUUUUCUCGGCAACGAAGCAACAAAAAAAGCAGUUUUUUUGUCCCGUUGAAGCUCAGGUCAUUUUCUCGAUCUCUUUGGAUCUAGCUGCUCGACAUUGCAGCUGAUACUUGCUCCAUAGUUGUAAGCUAUGGUGACGAUCCGGAGUGGUUCAAUAGUUAUUCUGGUUCUGCUGGCUGUAUCAUGCCUGGCUUUAGUUGCAAAUGGGGAAGACAAAACGAUCAAAGUUAAGAAAGUGAAGGGAAAGAAGAUGUGCACGCAGGGAUGGGAAUGCAGCUGGUGGUCAGAAUACUGCUGUAACCAGACAAUAUCAGAUUACUUUCAGGUUUAUCAGUUUGAGCAACUCUUUGCCAAAAGAAACACUCCUGUUGCGCAUGCUGUUGGUUUCUGGGACUACCAGUCCUUCAUUACCGCCGCUGCACUCUAUGAGCCUCUUGGCUUUGGUACCACUGGUGGAAAGCUCAUGGGACAGAAAGAAAUUGCUGCUUUCCUCGGUCAUGUCGCCAGCAAAACGUCCUGUGGCUACGGAGUUGCAACAGGAGGGCCUUUAGCUUGGGGUCUGUGCUAUAACAGGGAAAUGAGCCCAAGCCAAUCUUACUGUGACGAUUCCUGGAAAUUCAAGUACCCUUGCAGCCCUGGAGCUGAAUACUACGGACGCGGUGCCUUACCCAUUUACUGGAACUUCAACUACGGCGCAGCUGGAGAAGCCCUGAAAGCUGAUCUCUUGAACCACCCCGAGUACAUCGAGCAGAACGCGACACUUGCCUUCCAAGCCGCAGUGUGGAGAUGGAUGACACCAAUCAAGAAAAAUCAGCCCUCAGCUCACGACAUAUUUGUUGGAAACUGGAAACCUACAAAGAACGACACUUUGUCCAAACGUGGUCCGACUUUUGGAAGCACCAUGAAUGUGCUGUACGGAGAGCUCACAUGUGGUCAAGGUGACAUUGAUCCAAUGAACAACAUAGUCUCACACUACUUGUAUUUCCUCGACCUCUUGGGUAUUGGAAGAGAAGACGCAGGACCAAACGAGGAGCUCAGUUGCGCCGAGCAGAAAGCAUUCAACCCUUCAACUGCACCUUCCUCUUCCUCUUCUUGAGUCUCUGUAUCGCUCAUGUUUUCAAGUCCCUUGCUUCAGUCGAGAAGUGUUACGUAAUAAGUGAAAUUGCUUGUGGUAAAAAAAAAAAAAAGAAAGUGUUCUUUUUUUGUCUUGGGCUUGUCCCUGUAGAACUUAUGCAAACAAAAUUUUAUUAUUUUUCUGUAUGUAAAACCAUAUUUAAUUAUUGUAUUUGGAGAAUGUGUGUAAAAUAGAGAAAACAAAAUGUGGUUUGAGGUGUAUUAUAAAUUUGUAUACGAGUUUUUGAGUU
This is a messenger RNA of Eutrema salsugineum, 1407 nucleotides long. Its product is annotated as chitinase-like protein 1. Lineage: Eukaryota; Viridiplantae; Streptophyta; Magnoliopsida; Brassicales; Brassicaceae. Gene Ontology annotation, molecular function: chitinase activity. The transcript is spliced from 4 exons. Gene Ontology annotation, biological process: cell wall macromolecule catabolic process; carbohydrate metabolic process; chitin catabolic process. Bases 174 to 1139 code for a protein of 321 amino acids. The record is from RefSeq and is a predicted model, not a curated record.